GUAUUAUACAAAAGCAGAUGUGAUAAUCAACUUAAUGAGAUCACAGAAAGGGCUUCUUCUGAUAAACAUGAGGUUGAGUCACUAGCUAAAAAAUAUGAAGAAAAGUACAAGCAGGUUGGAGAUAUAGCCUCGAAAUUAACCAUUGAGGAGGCCACAUUUCGUGAUAUUCAGGAGAGGAAAAUGGAAUUGUAUCAAGCAAUUGUCAAAAUGGAACAGGGUGGUAGUGCUGAUGGUAUUCUUCAGGUCCGUGCUGAUCGUAUCCAGUCAGAUCUUGAGGAGCUGGUGAAGGGUUUGAAUGAACGGUGCAAGAAAUAUGGGUUACGUGUCAAGCCUACUGCACUAGUUGAGCUUCCUUUUGGCUGGCAACCUGGCAUUCAAGAGGGAGCUGCUGAUUGGAAUGAAGAUUGGGAUAAGUUUGAAGAUGAAGGAUUUUCAUUUGUCAAGGAACUCACUCUUGAUGUUCAGAAUGUUGUGGCCCCUCCAAAAUCAAAAUCUACUUCAGUUUGGAAGGAAAGGGGUUCCUCAGAUGAGGGUCUGACAACUGCCUCAGACCCAAAUGCUGAUGAUAAACCGGAGAAGCCUGUAAUUACUGUUGACCAGAAUGCUGAAAAUGGAUCAGCUUAUGCACAGAGCGAAGAUGGCUCAGCAAGAAGUGCGCCUGCCAGUCCCACGGGGAGAAGUACUGUGGAAAGCCCAUCUCAAGAUUCUGGAGAAAACCACUUUGCGAAGAACAUUGGUACUGAUGGAUCACCCCAUGGUAAAGAAACAGAGAGUCAUCAUGGUGGUCCCGAGUCCAUACUUUCUGGGGAUAGAAGUUUUGAUGAACCAACCUGGGGUACUUUCGACAAUGAUGACGCUGACUCAGUGUGGGGCUUUAGCUCAUCUCGUACAAAAGACCUGGAUAAUGAAAGCCACACAGAAAACUCAUUCUUUUCUGGUGGCUUGGGCCUGAACCCGAUAAGAACGGCGGGAUCUCCACAGGCAGAUAGCAUGUACCAGAAGAAGAGCCCCUUUAAUUUUGCGGACUCUGUUCCUGGCUCUCCUCUCUUCAAUUCUGGCUUCUCCCCAAGAUAUAAUGAGGGUUCAGAGGGGCACUCCUUCAACAACCUCUCAAGGUUCGACUCCUUCAGCAGCAGCAUUCAUGACAGUGGGUUUUUCCCUCCGCGUGAGACUCUUGCAAGGUUCGACUCAAUCCGCAGUACUGCAGAUUUUGACUCCAGCCGAGGUUUCCCAUCUUUUGAUGAUGCUGAUCCUUUUGGGUCAUCCGGGCCAUUUAAAAGUUCAUCAGAGAGUCAAACUCCUAGGAGAGGUUCAGAUAAUUGGAGUGCCUUCUAGCCCGGUAAUUAAGUGUUGGAUUGAUAUGUGCUCUCAUCUCAGUUUGAGCCUUUUUGUGAGGUCUUUGUUUAUGUGGGCGAAGGUGGUCUGGUGUUCUCAUUUACCCUCCUUUUUCUUAGUGUGCUAUAUAAUCGACAAGGAUGAUUGGAUGUAAUGCCUUGUGGAUUUCUUCACCUAUUUUUUAUAUUUCUGCGAUUCCAAUUCUUAUUUUUUCUUUGGGAGGGUUCGUGGGUGUGGGGACUGACGGGAAAGAUUUUUCUUCUCUUUUUGUAACCUCGUAAAUAAUCGUUUUCAUAUAUUCCUUAUUACUUGUGCA
This is a messenger RNA of Macadamia integrifolia, 1651 nucleotides long. RefSeq lists its product as uncharacterized. The transcript is spliced from 8 exons. Gene Ontology annotation, biological process: endocytosis; endosomal transport. The record is from RefSeq and is a predicted model, not a curated record. Gene Ontology annotation, cellular component: plasma membrane; cytoplasm; intracellular membrane-bounded organelle. Lineage: Eukaryota; Viridiplantae; Streptophyta; Magnoliopsida; Proteales; Proteaceae. The annotation marks the transcript as partial.